This is a messenger RNA of Nestor notabilis (Kea), 1135 nucleotides long. RefSeq names its product ras-associated and pleckstrin homology domains-containing protein 1-like. The transcript is spliced from 8 exons. Gene Ontology annotation, biological process: signal transduction. The record is from RefSeq and is a predicted model, not a curated record. NCBI's taxonomy places the organism in Eukaryota, Metazoa, Chordata, Aves, Psittaciformes, Psittacidae. Gene Ontology annotation, cellular component: cytosol; plasma membrane. The annotation marks the transcript as partial.
AUGGAGCAAUUAUCAGAUGAAGAACUUGACCAUGGUGCAGAAGAAGAUAGUGAUAAGGAAGAUCAGGAUCUGGACAAGAUGUUUGGGGCCUGGCUGGGGGAACUGGACAAACUCACACAGAGUUUGGAUACAGACAAGCCUGUGGCACCAGUGAAGAGAUCACCCCUCCGUCAGGAAACCAAUCUUGCCAACUUCUCAUAUCGCUUCUCCAUGUAUAAUUUGAAUGAAGCCCUGAAUCAGGGGGAGACUGUGGAUCUAGAUGCCCUCAUGGCUGAUCUCUGUUCCAUAGAGCAGGAGCUCAGCAGUAUUGGGUCUCAUUCAGCAAACAAUGCUGCAGUGAAACGCCUUGCCACAGAAUCCAAAGCUCAGAAACCACCCGCUAGCCGAACUUCUACUAAGCACAGCAGCAUGAAAGGAUUAUCCUCAUCUGGUAAGGUGACUAAACCAUCACAUGCCAAUGUAUCUUUGGAUGACAUCACUGCACAGUUAGAGAAGGCCUCUUUGAGCAUGGAUGAGGCAGCCCAACAGUCUGUUGCAGAAGAUACCAAACCAGUAGUUACUGCUCAGCACAGGAGGACAGCAUCUGCUGGCACAGUGAGUGAUGCUGAGGUGCGCUCAAUCAGUAACUCCUCCCGUUCCAGCAUAACCUCUGCAGCUUCCAGCAUGGACUCCUUGGAUAUUGAUAAAGUGACAAGACCUCAGGAACUGGACUUGACAUCACAGGGGCAACCAAUCACUGAGGUAAUGUCAGCCAGGCACUGCAGUUUCAAGAAGGCUGCUCAUCCCAUAAACAUUCCAGAAGAGGAAGCUGAAUUGACUCCUCACUCCUAUUUGGACAGGGAAACCUCCCUCCUUCUGAGAAACAUUGCAGGAAAGCCUUCUCAUUUGCUGACCAAGGAGGAGCAGGCUGCUAAACUCAAAGCUGAGAAGAUUAGGGUUGCAUUAGAGAAGAUUAAAGAGGCACAAGUGAAAAAGUUGGUGAUCAGAGUCCAUAUGUCUGACGACAGCUCAAAAACAAUGAUGGUGGAUGAGAGGCAGACAGUCAGACAAGUAUUAGACAAUCUGAUGGACAAAUCGCAUUGUGGUUACAGUUUAGACUGGUCAUUGGUGGAAACCAUCUCUGAAUUGCAAAUGG